AUGGGCUCGAUUCCCGAACAACUUCCUCGCGGCCACUGCCAGCUGUACACGCAAGAACAACUAGCAAGAUACCUCGAAUUUAUCAACCCAGACCCAUCCUACUCAUUAGCGGCUCUUCAAUCAGAAAUUAGUCAAGACCCGCUGGCGGCACUGUCCCUUCUCCAGCUUCGACAAAACUGUGCUACGGUUUGGGGCAAUGUCGCGCUACACUAUUCAUGGCACCGGUCGCUACCUUUGGAUCCUGAUACCUUGUACCACAAGAUCGUCGAGCGGCGGCUCGGGGGCUAUUGUAUGGAAAACAAUAUGUUCUUCUCCACGAUCUUGAGAUCCUUGGGAUAUGAUCUUUACGUCACAGGGGCGAGGAUUAGUAAUGCGUUGAUGGGUGGCAGUCGUGAUCCUGAGGGCUUCGCCGGUUGGCAGCACGAAGUUAUCAUCGUCACCAUCAGCGGCCGGCACUACCUAGUUGAUGUCGGCUUCGGCUCCGGGUCCCCAGUGGAUCCUAUACCACUAACCAAAGACUCUGAACAAGAGCGAGGAUCCGUACCCGGCUCGUUCGUCCGCCUCGUCCACCGACACAUCGCGCCCAACACGACUUCGCACAAGGCGUGGGUGCUCGAGCUGAAGAACACCACGACGAACAGAUGGUCCGGAGGCUACUGCUUCACGGAGUUCGAGUGGCUGCCGCAAGACUUCGAGAUCAUCAACUACCGCACGUCCAAAGACCCAAAGAGCUGGUUCACCUACAAGCUGGUCCUUGUGCGCACGCUCAUUGACGAGGAGACGCGCACCAAAGCAAUCGGCACGAUUAUCCUCACAGAGAGGAAGGUCGAGAGGAGGCUCGGCACAGGCAAGAAGGAGGUACUUGUGGAAGCGAAGAGUGAGGCUGAGCGGGUGCAGGCCCUAAGGCAGUGGUUCGGGAUUGUGCUGACGCCGGAGGAGGAGAGGGGCAUCAGGUCCCUGGCUACUGAAAUCACAAGCGAGAUCGUCAAUGUUUAG
Messenger RNA from Exophiala aquamarina CBS 119918, 996 nucleotides. RefSeq lists its product as uncharacterized. Gene Ontology annotation, molecular function: acetyltransferase activity. The coding region runs from base 1 to 996 and encodes 331 amino acids. The transcript is spliced from 3 exons. The record is from RefSeq and is a predicted model, not a curated record. NCBI's taxonomy places the organism in Eukaryota, Fungi, Ascomycota, Eurotiomycetes, Chaetothyriales, Herpotrichiellaceae.